AUGUACUACAUUUUGUGGUCUUGUGCCGCCCGCAUCUGCCACAGUGUCGGUCUUGAUCAAAACAUAGACGGAGGGAUGUCGCUCGAAAGCCAGUAUCAAAGCCGCUUAUUCUGGUCGCUCAUAGCAAAUGACUGGUUGAACUUGCCGCUCGGACAUAGCUGCAUCGAUGAAUCAGAAUUCACAGUCGAUCAACCGUUGGAGCUCGACGACGUCGAGGUUUCGCUCGGUGUCAAUCUUGAGGGAUUCACCCCCGCUCUCUGUCCAGUACAGCACUUGAUAGCGCUCUGCAAGCUUGCUUCGGUUCUUCGUCACUUCCAAACCCGUCUUUUGAACGUUUUGGAUAGCCCUGGAAUUUCAACAAUUGUCACCGAGACCAAUGAUCAACUCACCGCCGUCAUUACUCAGUUACCCGCCCAUCUUCGAUCAUCCAUAGGGUCCACGACGUUUGAUGCCGUCGGCGACAAUGAAGAGGAAUGGGUGAGGUGGCAGCGAUACAACAUCAGGCUAUUGUGCAACUACUACCGUAUAGUUAUCAACCGCACGAUUCAAGAGGACACGGCAGGGGACAGAGGACAGCACACAACAGCUAUCAAACGCUGCGUUGACGCUGCUCAUGAAAUACACGACAUAAUUAUAGAAAUGGAUUCAGAUCCGCCUCGACAUUUCAUCUGGUGA
This is a messenger RNA of Colletotrichum siamense, 675 nucleotides long. RefSeq lists its product as uncharacterized. The coding region runs from base 1 to 675 and encodes 224 amino acids. The transcript has a single exon. NCBI's taxonomy places the organism in Eukaryota, Fungi, Ascomycota, Sordariomycetes, Glomerellales, Glomerellaceae. The record is from RefSeq and is a predicted model, not a curated record.